Messenger RNA from Zea mays, 1214 nucleotides. RefSeq lists its product as uncharacterized. The transcript is spliced from 7 exons. Bases 114 to 872 code for a protein of 252 amino acids. NCBI's taxonomy places the organism in Eukaryota, Viridiplantae, Streptophyta, Magnoliopsida, Poales, Poaceae. The record is from RefSeq and is marked validated.
GUGGAGGCAACGAUAAGCUGAUAAGGUAACAGUAGUAUCUUCAAGGCUUCAGCACCACAGCAGCCAGCUGGACCAGCAGGCUCCGCUGCACUGCACGGCCAAUUUCCGAUAUCAUGGCGAGAGCUUGCAACCACGCGCUGAGACUGCUGCCCAAUUCCAUCGCCACGCAGCUGGCAUGCAGCGGAGGCAGCACCAGAUGCAGAAACCUCAGCGUCCACGCGCAGCUUUCCACCCAAGACGAUGCUUACACGACCGAGCCGCCACUGAAGAAAGCGCAAGUCACACAGAGCCUCCGGAGGACCCGCCGGAGGGCACCCGGCGGCGCGCGGCAGAGCCUGAUCUCCGUCGGGACGUCGUGCGGCGGAGGUGAUCAGUGGAGCAGCGACAUCGCACUGACGUUGCGGCAGCUGCGACUAGACGACCUGGUCGAAGACGGGCAGAGGGACGCUGAUGUGCUCGUGCACCUUCUUGUCCAGCAGCAUACUCAGUUUGGGAUGUCGAUCAAAGGGCGAGUCCUGACAUCCUUCAGAAAGAUAUGCGAUUCCUGCUCCUUGCCCUACUGCACAAACAUCGAUGAGCACUUCAAUCUCACGGUGCUGUCUUCAACCAGGCGAGACCAGAGUGGACUGCCUGAUCUCGGUGACACUGAUCCAUCGGUCAUCUAUGUCAGACCAGGAGACGAAGUCGAUCUCGACUCGGUAAUCCAAGAGACCGUACGAUUAACUGCGUCCACGAAGAGUUCAUGUUCGGAGACCUGCGAGAAGUCUACAGUUGUAUGGCAAUAUGGUGGUAGCCAGAAGAAGAAGACUUCCAGCCAAAGGUGGUCAAAACUUCUUGAUCUAAAGAAAACCCUGGAUAAAGCGCCUAAGUGAAUUACUUAGUAUGCAUCAGUCAACUGCCAAUGCUGCAUGCAGAGCAAGAGAAUAGUGCUGUAUCAUGAUGCUGGAAUGGAAGUGGCGACAACUUGAACUUGUUCAACCAAGAUGGAAGGUUGGUGGUUUGUAACUCAUUGGCUGUUGGCUAUCCUUUUCUUUUGAACAGAAGAGAGAGGAUUGACCAUCUUAUCUGAAUGGUAUAUACAAUGCGACUCCAUGCCCAGGGACUGGUCAUGUUGAGAACCUAGAUACAGGAUCAUACAUUAUAAGCACAUCAUCAGAGAAUAAAUGUGUGUGUGAACAUAACUACUAUUUGACUGUUUGUAUAAAGCAUUUCAU